UGUUAAGCGCCGGUUAGACGCAAGAUUGCGAAGCCACACGGAAGUCUGCGUCUCUUCCCAGUCGCCACUUUUACUGAAUACCAACUCACAGCAGCAAGUGACGUUAGCACUAGCGGCUAGCCGGCUAAGCUAACUAGUUGGCUAAAACUCCUGCUUUGGUGAGAAUGAUUAGCUUGCCAUGUUUAUCCCUUAUCUAACCUUAGAGAUACAAGCUAUAGCUAACGCUAAUUAAAUACGCUAGCUCAAAACAGUAAAAUUGUUACACCAUAGGGGGUUUAGACUCGCUCAUAUGUUUACGACAAAUAAUUGACUGGCUAGCUAGUUAUUUACAGUUGCAGAUGUGUGGUGCUAACUUUGAAAGAUAACUGUGUGAAGAACAUGAACGCUAGAAGCUAACGCUGGUUAAUCUAUUUCAUAGCAAUGAUCCAUUUUGGGUAAUUAUGUCCUGCGCUUGCUCGCAACGAAGACCGUUAAUUUAGCUUUAUAAAUCAGCAUUAGCCGUCUAAAAAUCUUUGUUCUGAUGAGCUAAUGAAGUUGAUAGGUUAUCUCCCUUCCUCAUUCCAAAGCAGGAGACGACUCAUUUAAGGCUGCUGGACUUCACAAACAUAGCUAUGUAAAUUGCCUUGUAUGUGCUCUUGGAUUUGCAAGCCAACAUUGCCUUAACAUAUAAGAAGAUCUCAAUCUGGACUGAAAGACUUUAGUAUUGAUAUUACGUGAACUUUAAUCAAAUUGAGCCUGUUCUGGCUGUCUACUGGUGAAGAGGUGUAUGCCGUUGUGGACCACAGUGUAGCUCCCCAACACAGCAGUGGACCUCCUCCUCCUGUUCUCUGUAGUCUAGCAGAAGGACCACUAUGCCUCUGGGUCUGAGCAGAAGGAAGAAGGCGUCCCCGUUAAUGGAUAAUGAGGAAGCAGAGCCCAUCAGAGCAGGUCUCAAUGUACCGGGUAUGGACGGCCUGGAUGGAGGUGUCGUCGGACUCGGAGAGGGUGCUGCAUCCGAGGGCCUGCCACCCCCGCCCAGCAGCCUGCGCCCCCGGCUCAUCUUCCACACCCAGCUUGCUCACGGGAGCCCCACGGGGCGCAUUGAGGGCUUCAGCAAUGUGCGAGAGCUUUAUGCCAAGAUCGGAGAGGCUUUUGGCAUCCCACCAGCUGAGGUUAUGUUUUGCACACUGAACACCCACAAGGUGGACAUGGAGAAGCUGCUGGGAGGUCAGAUUGGGCUGGAGGAUUUUAUUUUUGCCCACAUUAAAGGGCAGAGGAAGGAAAUCGAGGUGUAUAAGGGUGAGGAUGCUCUGGGCUUGACAAUCACUGAUAACGGAGCUGGCUAUGCUUUCAUCAAGAGAAUCCGAGAGGGCAGCAUCAUCCACCAGAUCCAGGUCAUCAAUGUGGGGGAUAUGAUAGAAUCAAUCAAUGGUCAAGGCCUGAUAGGCUGUCGACACUAUGAAGUGGCCAAAAUGCUGAAAGAGCUGCCCAAAGGGAAGGAUUUUACCAUUAAGCUGGUGGAGCCUCUUAAGGCCUUCGACAUGAUCGGUCAAAGGUCAGGUGGAUCGCGGUCUGGAUCAGGGGUUCAGCUGGGGACAGGAAGGGGUACCUUGCGCCUGCGCUCCAAAGGUCCCGCCACUGUGGAGGAGUUGCCCUCUGCGUUUGAGGAGAAAGCCAUUGAGAAGGUGGACGACCUCCUUGAAAGUUACAUGGGUAUCAGGGACAGCGAGCUUGCGGCCACCAUGGUGGAGCUGGGGAAGGACAAAAAGAAUCCUGAUGAGUUUGCCGAGGCUUUAGAUGAGACCCUGGGAGAUUUUGCUUUCCCAGACGAAUUUGUCUUUGAUGUCUGGGGCGCCAUCGGUGACGCUAAGGUUGGGCGGCUGUAACCACAGAAACCGAGGGAGAAGAACAACCUGUGUGUGCGUUUGCACGCAUGUGUGGCGCAUUCCCCCCCACCCCACCCCCAGUAAAGAGCACUACUAGGAAUCACAACACUACCGUCAUGACUUUGUUUUAUUUUCCAGUGUACUCUCACUUUUCUAUUAAGUAGAGUGCACUAUUUUGGGAGACUCUUUUGAGAAAGGAAGUUGCCAAUUUAUGGGAAAGAGCGAAAGACUGACUGGGAGACACUGCUGUUCUGGUCUCACCAGCUUCACAGUAUUUCAAGACUGAUGAAUGGUCCCUAUUCUAUAGGAGAGCUCAGUACAAAGGCUGAAACAAUUAUGCCCAGGCAGCAAGUGUUUUUAUGUUUUCCGGCUUUUUGCGGGAGCCAAGUUGAUGCGCAUUCCUCUUGAACACAACACAUGAUGAACUUGCACGUCUUUGUUCUAGUUGUCGGCAAUGAAUCAAACCAAGCACUAGUCUCAGCUGUGGGAGAAUUGAAGGACUGGGGUCAACACAAAGCAAAUCUUAGACACUUGGUUAUGAAAAGAAAGUGUUUUAUUUCAAGUUUUUUUUUCCAUAUUGCACUAUGUUGCACUGCGCUGUGAAAAAUAAAACAAAAAAAAAACUUGCACUGUACCUCACCUGGGUAGCGACCACAAUUCUUGCACAGUUCCAGGGCCCUGCAUGGACUUUGCUAUGCUGAGAUGCAAAUUUAGCCACUCUGCCCCCUAGGUAACGUGUUGGUCCUGGUCCACGCUGUGUUUUGGUGUCAUGGGUCAUUACAGUACAGAAGCAUGGGUCUUUUUUUUUUUUCCAUGAUAACAUUUUGCUUUUGUGUACCUUUUGGGAAGUGGGAACUAUUUUUGGUUACAGAGCGAUCAUGGUAUGAAGUCCCAGUAUACAAGCGCACCAUAUUUAAAAGAUAAAUGGUGGUUCCCAUUAAAGCACUCUGUGCUGCAAUGAAGGUAAAACUAUACAGACAGCAGCACUUUUCGGUAUGGAGUUCACACAGACAUGGUCCACGUCAGUGUUAAGAAACUCCCAAGUUUUAAUUUAGUUUUUUAUAAGGGCAAUCUAUCGGUUUAUGGGAGUGGAAGCAGUAUGGUGCCCCAGUUCGUGGAUAGUGGAGUCUGUUUUUUUAUUUUUUUUCUAAACUAGUAUUUUUUAUUUCGAUAUGAAGUGAUGUGAUUGUGUGCGUUUCUAUGAAAUCAAAAGUGGCUUGUUUUAAUAGGCAAGCAAUGUCAGCCGGUGUUGAAUUUUCAUUUUUAUUUUUUUAUUUUUAUUUUUAACAUUACAGAGCGCAGUAUUAAAGAUGAUAAUGAGAUGAACCAAGAAGUUGUGUAAAAAGACACUGGGACCAUUAAGAAAUGAAGAACAAAGUGUCGUUUCUCUGUUCCUCAAAUGAAAUUGUCAUUUUAUAUGUGUAAACUACGUUGAAGGACCUGCUGCAUGUUGCUGGAGUCAUGUACACUUACUGUAGGUGCAGGACGACACCAGACUACUUCCAUCUUGUAUGAGGAUGACAUAUUGUUCAUACGGGGUAAACAUGUUUAUCAGAAUGGAUAUUCAAAGAUGCAAGCUACUACUACUGCUACUCUACAUCAUCUGGCAAACUGUCUCAGGGCAACCUUGCCAUUACCUUUUCAGUAUUCUUUCAUUAUACACAACUGUAUGAAGAUAUUUUGUAGUAAAUGGGUUUGUUUUUGUUUUGGUUUUUGGUUUUAUGUCAACUCUUUGACGUUGAUGAAUAUUUAGACGGUUUACGUAGUGAGACUGAUGUUAGGACACUGUAACUAACAGGAACACGGUUAUUUUGAUGGCUUUCAGUUACGCUGUUGUCAAUUUUAACUGCUAUUAUGACUUGGAUUUAGUGAUAUCCUCUCUCUGUUAUUUGUUACAUGCUAUGUAUGCAGUGUUCAACCAUGGGGUAAAUAAUAACAUACCACACUAAAAAGUAUGA
This is a messenger RNA of Lampris incognitus (smalleye Pacific opah), 3823 nucleotides long. It is a transcript of the gene gipc1, whose product is annotated as GIPC PDZ domain containing family, member 1. The coding region runs from base 852 to 1865 and encodes 337 amino acids. The record is from RefSeq and is a predicted model, not a curated record. NCBI's taxonomy places the organism in Eukaryota, Metazoa, Chordata, Actinopteri, Lampriformes, Lampridae. The transcript is spliced from 6 exons. Gene Ontology annotation, molecular function: protein binding.